Erythranthe guttata (spotted monkey flower) is the source of this 794-nucleotide messenger RNA. Its product is annotated as Ribosomal protein L18ae/LX family protein. The record is from RefSeq and is a predicted model, not a curated record. Gene Ontology annotation, molecular function: structural constituent of ribosome. Gene Ontology annotation, cellular component: ribosome. Lineage: Eukaryota; Viridiplantae; Streptophyta; Magnoliopsida; Lamiales; Phrymaceae. Gene Ontology annotation, biological process: translation.
UCUAAUCUCCCAGCUUCCGGAAAAAAACCCUACAUACGCCUCUCACCCUCCCCCGCUAACAGAGGAGAGAGAAUCCGAACAAUCGAAAAUGGUGACGUACAAGUUCCACCAGUACCAGGUGGUCGGAAGAGCUUUGCCGACGGAGAAAGAUGAACACCCGAAGAUCUACCGUAUGAAGCUGUGGGCCACCAAUGAAGUCCGCGCCAAAUCCAAAUUCUGGUACUUUUUGAGGAAGCUUAAGAAGGUGAAGAAGAGCAAUGGUCAGAUGCUUGCUAUUAACGAGAUUUUUGAGAAGAAUCCCACAACAAUCAAGAACUUCGGAGUCUGGCUAAGGUACCAGAGUCGAACAGGCUACCACAACAUGUACAAGGAGUACCGCGACACCACAUUGAACGGUGGUGUCGAGCAAAUGUACACCGAGAUGGCAUCUCGUCACAGGGUUCGUCCUCAUUGCAUCCAAAUCAUCAAAACCGCCACAAUCCCAGCUAAGCUAUGCAAGAGGGAGAGCACUAAGCAGUUCCACAACUCCAAGAUCAAGUUCCCGUUGGUCUACCGAAAGGUGAGGCCGCACUCGAGGAAGCUCAAGACCACUUACAAGGCAACUAAGCCUAAUCUCUUUAUGUAGAAAUGUUGUCCUUUUUCGGGGGGCGCAGUUUUACUAUAUUUCCGUUGAAGUGCUUUUAUCAGUUUUGUUGGACGGAUAUAUUUUAUGUUUGCUUUCGUUUACCUGGAUUAUUAUUAUCAGACUUCGAUUUCGAGGAUUAUUUUAAGAAACUGUGUUGUUAUCGUUUUCA